AAAAAAAAAACUCUCACGAUAUUGUAAACCCCGAAACGAAGAUACUCCGUAAUGGCGGAGAAAGUAGCUCUUCCUCUGCUCCUCCCAAAUCCUCCUCCCUCAAAACCUCUAUUUCCUUCUUCUUCUUCUUCUUCUUCUUCACAAUCCGCUAUAGCUCCCCUUCUCCAAGACCUUCUUCUUCACCCCCAAAACCCCCCACAACUCUCCCACAAUCUCCACAUCCAACAAUCCCCUAUCCCGAGAAACCGCACCCGCAUCGGACGGCUCCGAGACGGCAACCGCGGCAAGCCCUGGUCCCACCACGCCACCAUCUCCGCUCAAGGUCAGCAAAUUAUCGACUCCUUACUCGAUCCCAAAUUCAACCCCUCUAAUCUCAACGACCUCCUUUUUCCCUUUAUUCAAUCUCAUACGAAUCAAGAACAACAACAACAACAACAACAACAACAACAACAACAACAACAACAAUUGUCCAUAGAUGUUCUUUGCAUAAUCAAGGGUUUAGGGUUUUACAAGAAAUGCGACUUGGCUUUGAGCGUUUUCGAGUGGUUGAGGAAUUGUGAGGGGUUUCAAAUGGUUUUGAGUUGCUCCAUUGUUGCUGUCAUUGUCACAAUGCUUGGCAAAAAAGGCCGGGUUUCGACGGCGGCUUCUUUGAUUAGUAGUCUUCAGAAAGAUGGGUUCGAGCUUGAUGUUUAUGCUUAUACUUCUUUGAUAACUGCUUAUGCUAGUAAUGGGAGGUAUAGAGAUGCUGUUAUGGUGUUUAAUAGAAUGGAAGGAGAGGGCUUUCAGCCAACUUUGAUAACUUAUAAUGUGAUUAUGAAUGUGUAUGGGAAAAUGGGUAUGCCUUGGAGUAAGAUUGUUGGCCUUGUGGAGAGUAUGAAGAGCGCCGGGAUUGCUCUUGAUUCGUACACGUAUAAUACGCUUAUAAGUUGUUGUCGACGCGGGUCUUUGUAUGAGGAAGCUGUUAAGGUUUUUGAGGAUAUGAAGGUGGCUGGGUUUACACCUGAUAAGGUUACUUAUAAUGCAUUGUUGGAUGUGUACGGGAAGUGUAGGCGGACUAAAGAAGCGGUCGAGGUGUUGAGGGAGAUGGAGGUUAAUGGGUUUUCUCCUAGUGUUGUGACUUACAAUUCGUUGAUAUCGGCGUAUUCGAGAGAUGGGUUAUUGGAUGAAGUCAUGGCAUUGAAGACUGAGAUGAUGGAGAGAGGGAUUAAGCCUGACGUUUUUACCUUCACCACCCUUUUGUCGGGGUUUGAGAAGGCUGGGAAAGAUGAAUUUGCGAUGAAAGUUUUUGAAGAGAUGAGAAGUGCGGGCUGCAAACCGAAUAUCUGUACCUUUAAUGCUUUGAUUAAGAUGCAUGGUAAUCGGGGAAAUUUUGCGGAAAUGAUGAAAAUAUUUGACGAGAUCAAAGCCUCUAAAUGUACACCGGAUAUUGUCACUUGGAAUACACUUUUGGCAGUCUUUGGCCAAAAUGGGAUGGAUUCGGAAGUGUCCGGAGUGUUCAAGGAGAUGAAGAGGGCAGGGUUUGUACCAGAGCGGGACACGUUUAACACCUUAAUCAGUGCAUAUAGCAGGUGUGGUUCUUUUGACCAAGCCAUGGAAGUUUAUGAGAGGAUGCUGGAAGCUGGUGUUACCCCGGAUCUGUCAACCUACAAUGCUGUUUUGGCAGCACUGGCUCGGGGAGGGCUUUGGAAACAGUCUGAAAAAAUACUUGCUGAAAUGAAGGAUGGUCGUUGUAAACCCAAUGAGCUUUCCUAUUCUUCUUUGCUUCAUGCUUAUGCCAAUGGCAAAGAGAUUGAUCAGGUGCUUGUUCUUGCUGAAGAAAUAUACUCCGGGAUUAUCGAACCACAUGCUGUGCUCUUGAAGACCCUUGUUCUAGUUUGCAGUAAAAGUGACCUUCUGAGCGAAACAGAACGUGCCUUUUCGGAAUUAAGUAAAAGAGGAUUUUCACCCGACAUAACUGCUCUAAACGCCAUGCUGUCAAUUUAUGGAAGGAGGCAGAUGGUCAACAAGACUUAUGAGAUUCUGAGCUUCAUGAAUGAGAGUGGGUUCACUCCAAGCUUGACAACUUACAACAGUUUGAUGUACAUGUAUGCUCGGUCUGAAGAUUUUGAAAGAUCAGAAAAAUUUUUAUGGGAGAUCCUGGAGAAGGGUAUGAAGCCUGAUACUAUUUCUUACAACACCGUCAUUUAUGCCUACUGUAGAAAUGGUCGUAUAAGAGAGGCUUCCCGGAUAUUCUCAGAAAUGAAAGAUUCUGGGAUAGUUCCGGAUGUAAUAACUUAUAAUACCUUUAUUGCAAGUUAUGCGGCUGAUUCGUUGUUCGUUGAAGCUGUUGACGUGAUCCGUUACAUGAUCAAGCAUGGCUGUAAGCCAAACAAAAACACGUACAACUCCAUCGUAGAUUGGUACUGUAAGCUCGGUCGGCAAGAUGAGGCAAAGAUGUUUGUUAGUAAGCUUAACAACCUCGAUCCACAUGUUCCAAAGCAAGAGGAGUCCAGAUUAUUAGAACGUAUAGCAAAAAAAUGGUCAUAGGUAAAUCAUCCUCUGUCAACAGAAAUCACAGGUUGUUGGCAUUCUCUACUGCACCACUCUGGUAUGUGCAUCCCAGUCAUGGUCUCUUUUUUCUAUGCCAAUGUUGUAGAUCGUUUUGACAGGGACAGGAAAAGAGAUGUAUUGUGUAGAUUAUUUUUUGUUUUUCUUGAGAUUCACUGCCAGAGAUAUAGUAUUUAGAGCUGAGAACUAUAUAUUUGUUCAACACAACUGAGCUGCCUGAUGUUGUAUAGUUGAAAUGAGACUUGCAGAUGGGAAAUUGAGUAACUUCUAGAUGAUGUAAAACUUACUUCUAUAUUAAUCAUACAUAGCCAAAUGUGUAUUUAAUUUUUUCUGCCUUUGGUUUCUUUGUUCUAUAAUAUCAUCUUACUUUGAAAAAAUUGCUUUAUGAAU
Messenger RNA from Morus notabilis, 2937 nucleotides. RefSeq names its product pentatricopeptide repeat-containing protein At5g02860. The record is from RefSeq and is a predicted model, not a curated record. The coding region runs from base 52 to 2526 and encodes 824 amino acids. NCBI's taxonomy places the organism in Eukaryota, Viridiplantae, Streptophyta, Magnoliopsida, Rosales, Moraceae. Gene Ontology annotation, molecular function: protein binding. The transcript has a single exon.